Messenger RNA from Zychaea mexicana, 1762 nucleotides. RefSeq lists its product as uncharacterized. NCBI's taxonomy places the organism in Eukaryota, Fungi, Mucoromycota, Mucoromycetes, Mucorales, Lichtheimiaceae. The coding region runs from base 85 to 1533 and encodes 482 amino acids. Gene Ontology annotation, molecular function: glutamine synthetase activity. The record is from RefSeq and is a predicted model, not a curated record. The transcript has 5 exons.
CUUUCUUCCUUUUUCUGUGGACCAUCCAUCCUUCCUCUUCAAUUUUCUCAGUGGUUUACCAUAGCCUUAUUUGAGAGGAAAAAUAUGACUGCCGAUGCAAGCAAUACUGUCACUCUUGACAACAUCCAUCAAGUAUUAAAGGACGACAAAAGGGUCAAGAUUGCCACAGUUGACAUUGACGGAGUCCUUCGUGGGAAGCUUAUGCACAAGGAAAAGUUCUUACAAGUAAUUGAAUCUGGAUUUGGUUUAUGCUCAGUUAUCUUUGGUUGGGACAUUCAAGAUAUCAUGUAUACAACGCCUGUCGAAUUCGGUGGGAAAGAUUGCCACUUUUUUGACUUGGUUGCCAAAGUUGAUUUAGCGUCCUAUCGUCGGAUCCCGUGGGAGAACAACACCCCGUUCUUCUUUGUUCACCUGAUCCAUCCAAGCACAAAUGAACCCCUUUACUGCUGUCCCCGCGUGUUCUUGCAAUCAGCUGUAGACGCUUGUGAGCAAGACCUCCAGUGUACUGCCUAUUGUGGUGUUGAAUUUGAAUUCUUUUGUUUUAAAGAAAACGCAGAGUCUUUGGAAGCCAAAGGAUUCGCUAACCCCAAUCCCUUGACGGUUGGUAUGUGCGGAUACUCGUUAUUACGUCCUACACAAAACCAAGAAUUCUAUUAUCGCGCAUUCGACUGGCUUGAGGAGUUCCGAGUGGACGUGGAAAGCUGGCACACAGAAACCGGCCCGGGAGUCUUUGAAGCGGCAAUCAAGUAUACGGAUGCCAAAGAAGCCGGUGACCGUGCCAGCUUAUUCAAAACGUCCAUGAAACAAAUUGCACUGAAGCAUGGGUUUUUGGCUUGCUUCAUGUCAAAGCCGUAUCAGGACUUACCCGGCUGCUCAGGUCAUAUGCAUUUCAGCUUGAUCGACAAGCAAGGCAAAAAUAUGUUUUAUCCGUUUGAGUCCAGUCAAGUAUCUACAAUCCAUCCGCAUAUCAGUAAAACGUUGGUCCACUUUUUGGCGGGUGUGUUACAUGGUUUACCAAGUAUAUUGGCCGUUUUGGCACCAACUAUCAACAGCUACAAACGGCUUUGUGGCAAUUUUUGGACUCCUAUCACUGUCUCUUGGGGAGUCGAGAACCGCUUGGGUGCUGUCAGAGUGAUUGUCCCACCCACUACAUCCCCUAAUGGCACACGAUUAGAAAUGCGUGUGUCAGGAGCAGACAUCAAUCCGCAUUUGGCCAUUGGCGCGAUCCUGAAAUGUGGAAUCUGGGGCAUAAAAACAUGUCAAACGUUACCUGUUUCGGCGCUCGAAGACGAUGGACGUGGUGCAGAACAAAGUUCAGGAGGAGAAGGUGGAAAAGACAAACAACAAGGACAACAGCUUGCAAGGACAUUACAGGAAGCGGUAGCUGCUAUGGAUGCGGAAUCAUCGGUUGCACGUCAGGUGCUCGGUGAUUCGUUUGUCGAUCAUUUCGUCAAAACGAGGAAGCAUGAAUGGAGUUUGUGGCAGAAUGCAGUGACUGAUUAUGAGCUGAAGCGCUACAUGGAACUAGUGUAAAAAAACAUCUACACCACAUCAUUUAACACACAUAUACUACAGCUAUCAUCUAUAAAGGUCCUUCCGUCUUUAUGAUUAUAUACACCAUAUAAUCAGAAAAGCUUUUUAUUUUUAUUUUUUUUGGGAAAAACAUGAAAAGGUAAAGAGGGGUUUUGGUUUCAUAUGUAUAAGAGUGGGGCUUUUAAGUAGUAGGUAGUAAGUAAGGGAGAGGGGUUCCUUCAUACAGUGC